This is a messenger RNA of Plenodomus lingam JN3, 198 nucleotides long. The record is from RefSeq and is a predicted model, not a curated record. NCBI's taxonomy places the organism in Eukaryota, Fungi, Ascomycota, Dothideomycetes, Pleosporales, Leptosphaeriaceae.
AUGCCGAAGACCGGCCCGUCAUCUAUAGGGCUUCGGCAUAGAUGGUCUACCCGCACGUACGACAAGGUCGAUAGAGACAGUAUUUUGAUCUCCGAAGGAUCAUUCCGUGAAGGUUUGACCGGUAAAGACUGCAACCUGAUCGGUAGCUUCCGAAGGCUCAAAUUUACUGAAAGGUUUAAUAAAUCAAGUGGAAUUUAG